AUGUUCUCACGCACCGUAGCAUCUACCCUGCGACGCGCUGCUCGACCAGCCAUCUCGCCUCUCCGGUCGUUCCAAACCCGACUCCUGUCCAGCGAGACCCGCGCCGCCAUCGACAAGGCCGUCGCCUCCGCCCCCGUCGUGCUCUUCAUGAAAGGCACGCCCGAGACGCCGCAGUGCGGCUUUUCCGCCACCGUCAUCAAGAUCCUCGGCAUGCAGGGCGUCAACCCCGCCAAGUUUGCCGCCUUCAACGUCCUCGAGGACCCGGAGCUUCGCGAGGGCAUCAAGGAGUACUCGGAUUGGCCGACCAUCCCGCAGCUGUACGUGGACAAGGAGUUCGUCGGCGGGUGCGAUAUCCUGCGGACGAUGCAUACCAACGGCGAGCUGGCCAAGGUUUUCGAGGACAAGGACGUUGUUGUUCUGGAGGAUGCCUGA
Messenger RNA from Ustilaginoidea virens, 432 nucleotides. RefSeq lists its product as uncharacterized. The coding region runs from base 1 to 432 and encodes 143 amino acids. The transcript is spliced from 2 exons. NCBI's taxonomy places the organism in Eukaryota, Fungi, Ascomycota, Sordariomycetes, Hypocreales, Clavicipitaceae. The record is from RefSeq and is a predicted model, not a curated record.